Molecule: messenger RNA, 1608 nt
Organism: Entrophospora candida
Lineage: Eukaryota; Fungi; Glomeromycota; Glomeromycetes; Entrophosporales; Entrophosporaceae
Source: the annotation of a GenBank genome assembly
AUGGUGAUACGAUCCACGAAUGAUCAAUCCGGGGAACUUCGUAGAGCAAGAGAAGAGCGUAAAGUGUUUAGUCAGGCCUCACAAGAGCAAAAAGAAAAAUCGAACCGGAAAGAUUUAGAUGAAUUUGUUAAAUCAGUAUUACAAGAUAAACCUGAUCAAGAAGAGUCUGAUACAAUCUCUGAAAAAACGCAUACACGUGCCUCUUCAAUUUCUGUAUCUACGCAUUUUGGUCACAAUUCCCCCUCAGUAUCAGUUCCUCAAAGUCCUCAGAUUACUACUCCCGCCAAUAGUCGGUUCAUUCCAGGAUUCACAACUUUUGAAGCAAUUAUUUUAGAUAUUGCGCCAAAAGAAGUAGUUCUAUAUAAUAAAGAAGUACAAACUGCAGAAAAUUCUUUUGGACCUCCAAAGGCUAAUUCACAAAAUUUUAAGGAUUUGUCUGAAGUGGAAAGGAAGAAAGUUUAUAAUUCAGCAGAGUUUAUAGAUUUUAUUGAUCACACAACAAAAAUUGUUGAGAGGGCACUUAAUGAAAAUUACGACUUUAUGAGAGACUAUACCAUUAGUGGAAAAGAAGAAAGGCAAGUCACUAAAAAUGCUGAAUUAUGUGUUACUUCAUACAACAAAAAUCCUAUGGCAAUGAAUGAACCUGACGGUGUUGUUUUAGUUUGGAAUUUACAUUUAAUAGAACGUCCAGAAUUUGUGUUUCAUUCUCAGUCUGACGUCCUCACAACAAUGUUUUCAGAAUUUCAUCCAACUCUUAUAGUUGGAGGCACAUAUUCAGGUCAAAUAGUGCUUUGGGAUAUGAGGGCAAAAUCUUUACCUGUCCAUAAAACACCACUUUCUGCUGCUGGACACACACAUCCGGUUUAUUCUAUGCAAAUGGUUGGAACUCAAAAUGCACAUAAUCUACUUACUGCAAGUACAGAUGGUUUAGAAACUUUGGAAUUAGUUCAUACCGAUCACAGUAAAACUAACGAAGUUUCCAUUACUUCACUUGGUUUUCCAGAUAAUGAAACAGCUGCAUUUUUUGUUGGUACAGAAGAAGGCAAUCUUUACCAAGCAAAUCGAUAUGGACGUGCUGGAGGAAAAGCUGGUAUAAAUCCUUACGAUACUUAUAAAGGUCAUUGGGGACCAAUUACAGGUCUUCACUUUCAUCCUUUAGUUGGACCUGUAGAUUUUUCAGAUAUGUUUUUAACUUCAUCGGUUGAUUGGACUGUGAAAUUAUGGAGAGCUAAAUCAAUUUCAAAACCUUCACAUUCACCACAAACAAUUGCGCCAAUUUAUUCAUUUGAAGGUGCAGAUGAUUAUGUUUAUGAUGUCAAAUGGUCACCUACACAUCCAGCUCUUUUUGGUUCAGUUGAUGGCACAGGGAAAUUUUCUGUUUGGAAUUUAAAUGAUGAAACUGAGGGACGAGCAUUAAAUAAAUUGUGUUGGGAUAAAGAAGGUAAAAAGGCAGCAAUCGGAUCAUCAGACGGACGUGUGCAUAUUUACGACAUUGGCGAGUUGCACCAUCCUAGAGAUGAUGAAUGGAAUCGUCUACAAAGAACAAUAUCAGAAAUGAUUGAUACUACUACAGAUAGACAUCAUGGAAAACAUGCAAUAUCUAAAUAA